Molecule: messenger RNA, 1083 nt
Organism: Lentinula edodes (shiitake mushroom)
Lineage: Eukaryota; Fungi; Basidiomycota; Agaricomycetes; Agaricales; Omphalotaceae
Exons: 4
Coding region: 1-1083 (360 amino acids)
Source: RefSeq, a predicted model, not a curated record
AUGUUCCGUCUCCCUGACUACGGAGAAGGCAGCGAUUUUCCUCCGGCGAGUUCGAUGCCCCUCAGUCGAUUGGAUGCUAUGGCCAAACACCAGAUGCAGAUGAUGAUGGCCCAAAGUUAUAUUGAGGGAAGAAAAUACUGGGCUGAAAAUCCUGACUCAGAACAUGGUGCUCCUAAUGAAGUCCAGCUCGAAAUCGAAAAGUUCCUCGAGUUUACCGGACUCCUCCCGAAGCGUGUUAGACAGUCCGAAUUGGAACAGCCAUCUUCAGAGUCUGACGAAGAGAGUUCUUCUGCCUUGACUAUCAGUGCUGAAUCGGAGGAAACACUUGCUAUCCCGACCAAAUCACGGUCUCGCUGGAGAAGAUAUCUUUCCUUUUCCUCAAUCUCUCCAUCGUCGGCAAAAUUCCUCAAAAACUCGUCAUCGCGCUCACGUUCCAUGUCUUUACCGUUGAUCGGAAAGAUCCAGCGCCCCUCCUUUCCUAUCCCAAAACGAAUACGCCGUCUGUCCAAGAAUAUAACUCCUCCUGCCCUCAGACGAACAGCGUCUGAGCCGACCAAGCAUUCCCCCAAGUCCAACCUCACUUCUGCGCCCAAAUCUCGACGCAUGACUCUGGACGAGUCGCAGAUCACUUUGGCCAAGUCCCGAAUCGGUGCUGAUACUAAACCAACGGCGCAACCUAUCUCUCGCCUUCCUCGCAUUCCUCGGUUCCCUUGUGACUACUUACCCUUAAGUCCGCCUACACCGAUCAGGCGCAGGCGACCGGCGAAACCUCUAGCCAAACCUAAAUCAAUAGAAUCCCUUGCUCCUCCCCGUCGUCCGCUCUAUAAUUUCGAACGAGACCCUCCAAUCGGCUCCCCAGACUGCGUUCGAAAACACCCUCUUCCCCCUCCGGAAUGGUUUGAUACGCCGUUUCCUGAAGAGCCGAUCUCCGUUGAAGAUGAAGAAAUUGAAGAUGACGAAGAAGGCAUAAUGUGGUACCACAUCCUCCUUGUGCCGGUGACCCUCCUUGUUCUUGUUCCACUUGCCGCAAUUCUCGCCAUAAUUAUACUUCUUUUGACGAUUUUAGAGCAUCUUUUCUCCUGA